UCACCGCAGGGGGCCGUCCUCCAGGAGCCCUACGAGGCCGACAUGGUCAUCUCCGACACCUUCCAGGACAGUGCGUGACCUCACCGUCUCUAGAAAGGUUUGAGGAUUCGCUCCAGGCUCCUCAUGCCCCGCCCCUCUCUCAGUUCCCAGCAUGCAAUUCGAGAAGAGCGCCUACACCGUGAAGGAGAAGGACAGCGCCCUGCACAUCGCCAUCAUCCGGACGCUGCUUCACCCGCACCAUGUCGGCCGUGGUGAUAGAGGACUUCGAGGAGCGGAGGAACGCCGACGAGUAUCGCUUCACUUUCCUCAGGGGCGAGAAGGUGAAAAACUGCAGCGUCCGCGUCAACGACGACUCGGUUUUUGAGCCCGAGGAGGAGUUCCAGGUGCAUCUCGAGACGCCGCAGGGCGACCACUGGAGCGGCGCCAUGGUGGGCUCCCGCGACAUCGUCACCGUCACCAUCGCCAACGACGAAGAUGGUGAGAAUCCCAGACAGCAGAUUACUGGAGGAGAGGUUCAAUUCCUUCCGUUUGAAUGCAAAGUUCUAAAUCAUGGAGUAGAAUCCACACUUUUGUAAAAUGUAAAGUACAGUGGGUCAGUCCAACCACCAGGGGGCAGCACCCUGAGCUCUGCCCUCCUCUCCUCCUCCAGCCCUCACCAUAGCCUUUGAGCAGGCGUCCUACCAGUUCAGGGAGCCCCCGGGUCCCGACGGCGUGGAGGUGCUCAGCGUCAAGGUGAUCCGAGGGGGUGAUCUGGACCCGACCUCCAAGAUCCGCUGCAGCACCCGGGACGGAUCGGCCCAGUCCGGAGUCGACUACAACCCCAGGAGCCGAGUGCUCAAGUUCCCUCCUGGUCAGUGUAGAAACACACGCACAUGUAUGAGUUUAUAAACAUAUAAACAUAUAUAUGUAUCUGUAUCUUCUCGCUCCG
This is a messenger RNA of Pungitius pungitius (ninespine stickleback), 928 nucleotides long. RefSeq names its product extracellular matrix organizing protein FRAS1-like. Bases 240 to 575 code for a protein of 111 amino acids. NCBI's taxonomy places the organism in Eukaryota, Metazoa, Chordata, Actinopteri, Perciformes, Gasterosteidae. The transcript is spliced from 2 exons. The record is from RefSeq and is a predicted model, not a curated record. Gene Ontology annotation, biological process: anatomical structure morphogenesis.